CACAGUGAACAAAUCAGGUGUAUCGCGGUGCGCAUUGAUUAAAGCAGUAGGUGUGGGUGGGGAAAGCGGUGGAGGCAGUGAUUGUAAACAGAGGAGCGCUGCAACAGGUGGCUACAUAAUGGUUGGGGUUUGGCGCUUUUCUGUGUACUUUGGUCUGCUUGGCCCUCUUGAUCGUCAGAAGAUGCCCGUAAAGGAAGUUAUCUGAGUCCAGAGGAACAGAGCUCCAGGAAGGAUAGACAACCAAACAGACGAAACUCAUGAGGGCUCUUAAGCUUGUCACACAGCUUUCCUCUGAGCUGUGAAUUGAGUUUGUAGGUGAAGGUGUUGUGUAGAGGCUGAGUUAUGGGCUGUGGGGGGAGCAGGACUGAUGCUCUGGAACCUCGCUAUCUGGAGAGCUGGACCAAAGAGACGGAAUCGACAUGGCUUACGAGCACAGACACAGACAUCCCGCUGUCAUCCAUCCAGAGCAUCCCGUCUGACAACUCCGAGGUCGGCUUCAUCUCUGAGAAGAACAUCAGCCCAGUUCCAGACUUUUUUGAAGACGGCCUCCCUCCUCCGGCUCAGGCGUACCUGAAGGUCUGCUCGGCCGUGUCUGAAGCCAGCCUGAACAACGUGACGCCCAGCAGCCCGUCAUCCAUCCUGGCCUCUCCGAAGCCGGAGGCCGCUUCACCUCCAUCAGGAACCACAGUGCAGCGCAGAAGUGUUCUCCACACAGAGGAGAUUACAAAAUGGCAGGAUAAUCGGAUGUCGACUAAACAGGUGACCAUUACCGUGACGCAGAGCAUCCACCAGGUAGAUAAAAAUGGAAAAGUGAAGAAGUCUCUCACAACCUAUGAGAUCAUGAAACCUGUGGAGACUCUAAAACAGGCGGCCACUCAAAACACAUGAAGGCAGGACGGAGCCAGGUUCAACACAACUGUGAAAUCAGUGACAUGAAUGUGUUUUUGUACAGAAAUCCUUAUGGUCUCAUGGACGGUAAUUUCAUACAUGAAUAUGAAUCAUGUGCCAAUGCACAUCAUGACGUGUGUUAUUGUAUGUUUUGACAUAAAUGAGAACAAAAAAGUGAAACUGUCAUUUGGUCAGAAAAAAAACAUCUCUAAUAAUUCAUUUGUGCCAAUAAUAGUAUUUUGUGAAAUACAGGGUGAAUAAAAACACUUCUUGCUGCUUUUGAUAAAUGGUGUGUAAUGCUAUCAUUGUGUUUUUUAUUUUAAGUGUAAAUAUUUGUUUUGGAAAAGAAGCACAGCAUGUUGUUACGGUUUUACCGUCUGUGCCGAUGACUGAUCAGGCUUACUGUAUCUUGUUUUGCACAAAUGAGUUUACAUUUUGUCAUCUGUGUAUGUGGUUUUUUUUCAUCCAAUAAAGCUUUAAGGUCCAACAUGACUUCA
Oryzias latipes (Japanese medaka) is the source of this 1385-nucleotide messenger RNA. It is a transcript of the gene baalcb, whose product is annotated as BAALC binder of MAP3K1 and KLF4 b. The record is from RefSeq and is a predicted model, not a curated record. Gene Ontology annotation, cellular component: cytoplasm. Lineage: Eukaryota; Metazoa; Chordata; Actinopteri; Beloniformes; Adrianichthyidae.